UUUGUUUAUUUUUGACUUUUCUCUCUCUGGAGCAAUAGUUAACAUUUUUUUAUUCUUUUUAAUUAAGAAUUUCUGUUAAAAGAAAGGAAAUGUGAUUUUUCACGCGAAGUGACUUUCUUUUCAUUUAGCCCGAUGCAAAUUAGAUUUGGUUUGGUUUCACAUUUCGCUAAAUAUAUGCAUUUCAUUCAUCUAGGAACACUUUAGUUUUCAAUUCUGAUAAAUAUGUCCAAUUCCAGAUUCUCUCAGGAAGAAUCAUUGCCUAAAACUGGAAGAGUCAAUGAAGUCUGUCAGGAAUGGAUGCUUAGGGAAGAUUCUGCAUUAGCUUAUCGUUUACAAAAUGAAGAAUUUACAGAUCAUUUGUCUGGAAAUAGACUAAGAAAUGCUUUAGUUAGGGAAGAUUUUCCAAAAGCUAGGAAUGAACAGUUAAGGGAACAAGAAAUGGCAGAACAAGCUGCUGCUAUUUAUCAAAGAAUGUUACAAGAACAAGAGGAAAUUGAUAAACAAGUUAGCAAUGUUGCUAAAGAAUUGGCAGAAAGGUUGGAAAAAGAGGAUAAAGUUAGAAAGAAGGUAAUUGAAUUGAAAGAUCAAGAUAUUGCUAGACAAUUAUUAGAAAAUGAAAGGCUAAAGGUGGAAAAGCACCAACAAGUACCCCCUUCAUAUUUGCAUUAUUCGCCUCAUAAACCAGUGUUGUAUCCUAAAAGAGAUAUACCUCUGUAUCCACCUCCAAUAAAUUAUGAACCAUCACCACAACAUUACUCUAAAAGACAAGGACUAGCCAUGCCCCUGCCCAAUGAAAAUGGUAAUAUUAGCUCAAUAAGAAACUUGGAUAGUCAUCAAGGGAUUGUUGUACAGGAUGAAACUGGUGUUACAGACAGUGCUGAAAUGUAUGUUGAACCAUACAACAGUACGAAAAUGUCAAAUGAUCAGCUAAAUCGUAUAGAUGUUGUAACUGAUGUACCAGAUGAUUUAGGAAUACCUUUCGAUGAAUUAACUUUGAGACAAAUUCAAGAGAAGAAAGAUGCUGAAUUGGCAAGAAAGUUACAAGAAGAAGAGGGAAAUGUGGAAGAUACAUUACUUAACAGAGAUAGAAUGUUAGCUAUUGAAGCACAAGAUAAAGAACUGGCCAAGUUAUUACAAGAGAGGGAAAGGGCUAAAGCAAAACGUGCUAGGGAAAGAGCUAAACAAAAAGCUCUUGCAAAAAAACAGCAGCAAGAGUCCGGACAAAUACCAGAUGGCGCCCAUUUACAAGCUUCUGGACAAAUUAUGCCGGACGAUUCAUAUGCAUUUCCUGCAGAUUUAGUUACGCAGCCUACGUCCAAAGUGCCGAAAAAUAUAUCCGCUGUCCCAGAUAUCUACACUGUACCUAAUCCAGACGAAGAGGAUAUAAGCUAUAGUCUUCCCGCUGAUGUGUUACUAGAGCGAAAUCAAAUAGCUAAUGGACAAAAUUACAGUCCCAAGAAACAAUUUAACGGAGGAGGGAGUCUUAAUAAUACACCAGAGAAAAAUAUUGGAGGAGGAAAUAGACCUACACAUUUGGAAUUAAGAUCUCCAUUAAAUCGUGCCAAUAAACCGAGAUAUCCUGAUCCGGAAUCUUGCGACACUCUAAAUACAAGUAGUGGAAGUCCUUCAGGAAAUACAUCACCUCUGCACUCAAACAUAGCUAUGGCUAUAGAUCCGACCUACUCGAGAAGAGGUGGAGGGUAUAGACCGCCAUCUAGCUACGACACAACUUCAAGUACGGUCACUACAAGCACUUCCAGCAGUAGCCCAGGUAUACUACCGCCUCCUGACAUAAGUGAACAAGAUGAUGAAAGUCCUGCUCCUCCAUAUAUGCCUAUACAAGGGCAAAGAAGAACAGCUUCAUUAGAAAAAAAGAAAAAGAAAUCUAAAGAAGGUGGUUGUAAGCAACAAUAAAAAUCUUGAAAAUUAUUUUGGUAGCUAAAACAUUAGUAAAUUUUAUAAUCAUGACAAAAAGCUUUUAUUUAUUAUUGCUAAAUUGAUAAUUAAUGAUUUAGUAAGUUUUUUUAUUAUGUUAAAAAAGAUAUUAUAGCAUGACAGUAUAUUUCAUAUUAUGUGUAUUGUGUUCUUAAGUACUUAUCUAACAUUAAUGUUGCAUUUAUUUCUUUAAUUUUAAGUGUAUAGUUCAUCUAUUUAAGCUUUAUGUUAUUUUUGACCACUAACAAUUAUUUUUAAUUAACUUUGAUAUUAAAAAAAAACAUAUCAAAUAAUCUUUUGAUUUAUCUUUUUUUAUUCUUUGUAAAGCAUUAAAUCAAAACUUAAUCAAUAAGUGAUUAUUAUUUUUUUGUAAUAUCUUUAUAGUCUAGUCUUUUUAAUUUUAUCUUAAUCUAUAUCACGUCUUUUAGAAUUUAAAUAUGUACCUUAAAUUGAAGAAAAUGUAUAUAAUACUUUUCUCCAAUGCAAAAUUCAUUUAUAAUUAAUAAUACCAAAUAAUAUACUGCUCAAUAUGUUAUUUAUAUUUACAAAUAUUUAAUUAUAAAUAUCUUAACUGGUGAUAUAAUUUACUCAGUUAUCAGGUGGUAGGUCUUUAAGUAUAUAUUGAUUUUUAUAUAC
Sitophilus oryzae (rice weevil) is the source of this 2571-nucleotide messenger RNA. RefSeq lists its product as uncharacterized. The record is from RefSeq and is a predicted model, not a curated record. NCBI's taxonomy places the organism in Eukaryota, Metazoa, Arthropoda, Insecta, Coleoptera, Curculionidae. The transcript is spliced from 10 exons. Bases 223 to 1914 code for a protein of 563 amino acids.